Molecule: messenger RNA, 2274 nt
Organism: Wickerhamiella sorbophila
Lineage: Eukaryota; Fungi; Ascomycota; Dipodascomycetes; Dipodascales; Trichomonascaceae
Product: Ribosome biogenesis protein TSR1
Exons: 1
Coding region: 1-2274 (757 amino acids)
Biological process (GO): ribosome biogenesis; endonucleolytic cleavage of tricistronic rRNA transcript (SSU-rRNA, 5.8S rRNA, LSU-rRNA); maturation of SSU-rRNA from tricistronic rRNA transcript (SSU-rRNA, 5.8S rRNA, LSU-rRNA)
Cellular component (GO): nucleus; preribosome, small subunit precursor
Molecular function (GO): GTPase activity; GTP binding; U3 snoRNA binding
Source: RefSeq, a predicted model, not a curated record
AUGACCGUUCACAGAGAGACUUUGAAGAAGAAGCAGAAGGGCUUCAAGUCGCGACAUGCGACUAAAGGCUCAAUCAGAACGGCCAAUAAAGGCAGGAUCGACAAAGGGGGUGCCACUGGCCCCAAACACAACGUUCGCACAAAACAAGAUCGAAAGAAUAUUGCAAAGCAGAUUCAGGCAAACAAGCGCGAAACAAUCGCCGAAAAGCUCAAAAUUUUCGAGACAAAAAACGGCGUUCCCCGUAAUGUUGCCUUUGUGCCAUUAACCCCUGAUAUCGAUCGAUCCAAGGUACUUUCUCAGUUCACCAGCAGUCUCGAGGCUCAGGCCGAUCCCGAAAUUCCUAAUGUUAUUUAUGUACCCAGAUUCCGCCAACGUUUGCGGUUGUUCUUGCCCGACUACCCUGACUUUUUUGGUGUUUUGGAUGCCUGCAAGGGCGCUGAUUUCGUCGUUUUUGUGCUGUCUGCUGAGACCGAAAACAACGAUUACGGUGAAAGCUUGAUCCGUUGCGUUCUCUCUCAAGGUGUGACAACUUGCUUAGCUAUGAUUUAUGCCUUGGAAAACAUUGAAGGCGUUAAACAGCAAGCACAGGUCCGCUCAUCUCUGUCUCAGUGGUAUGCUCAUUUCUUCCCUGAAGCAGAAAAACUUCAGCGCCUUGACACUAACGAAGCUUUGACUACUGCUCGUAUUAUUUGCCAGAAAACACCUAAAGGUGUCAAUUGGCGUAAUGAGCGACCCUACGUCGUUAUUGAAAAGCUCGAACAGAACCCGACUAAUGGUGCUUUGGCGAUUCAGGGCUACGUCAGAGGCCGGACCUUGAAUCCAGACACGCUCAUGCAUAUUCAAGGUUUCGGCGAUCUCAAAAUCGAAAAUAUUACUGAAGUCUUGUCCGGUCGGCAGAUGGAUGUCGAUCCUCGAACUUGGACACCGUCCGAAAACUCAGAGUCGUGUGCCCCUUUGGGAGACACCGCUAUCGAACUUAACGAUUACGAGGAAGAUGAUGAAACUACAGCCAACGCUGGUGUUAGAAUGGACGGCCAUUACUACGUGAAUGAAAUGAUUGAGGCCGAGGGUGGUGAAGGCCCCCAGUCUUUGUCUAGAGUCCCUGAGGGUGUGUCUGAUUAUCAGGCUGCCUGGUUCUUGGAAGGCGAAGAUUACCAUUUCGACGAGGACGAGAUGCCUGGUGACGAAAAUAUGCUUGAAGAUGAGGAGGGCGAGCUUGUAGGUGAGACGCAGAAUGGUGCUGAUGAGCGCAUGAUGGAAGAUGAAGAGCUUGAUGAAGAUGAGGAGUCUCGUCAGCUCAAACAGUUCCGCGAGCGUGCUACCGAUGAUCUCGAAUUCCCGGAUGAAAUUGAGCUCAAACCAGAGGAGAAUGCCCGCGAACGCCUGAAGCGUUAUCGUGGUGUGCGCAGCCUUCGCCAGUGCCAGUGGGAUGCCAACGAGAAUGACCCAAGAGCUCCAGAGGAAUUCACACGUCUGUGUCGCCCGGGAAACCUCCAAAACACUAUGAACCACUUGGCCAAGGAAGAAUUCAAAGGCCCAGAAGUGGGAACGUCUGUUAUAAUCACGUUCUUGCCCUUUACUGAGCCGGCAGAUACCAAACUCGUGGCUAACUAUCAAGAAAAGCUAGCUAAUGAGGGAAUGAUGCUAGCCGCAUACGGCUUGUUGAGAUCGGAGAAUAAGGUGGGCAUGAUGAACAUGUCCCUGACCACCGAUAGCGAGUUCUCAACUCCUCUCAAGUCUAAAGAGCAAAUCAUUUGCCAGUACGGCCCCCGUCGUCUUUUGGUGGAGCCCCUGUACUCGCAACCUGGCCGCGGAAGCGACAAUAAUGUGUACAAGUUCUACCGUUAUCUUCAACCAGGAAGCCAGGCCACAGUUAGCAUGAUGGCACCGGUUAUGCUUGGAAGUUCACCAGUUAUCUACUUUGCUAACGAGACUGAACCUAAGUUGAUUGGAACUGGAACAACUAUGGAUGCUGAUGCAUCUCGUAUUAUUGUCAAGACCGCCAUCCUUACAGGCCACCCGCUCAAAAUUCACAAAAAGCUCGUCACAGUGCGCUACAUGUUUUUCAAUCCGGAGGACGUGGCAUGGUUCAAGGCUGUUCCCCUUUUCACCAAGUGGGGUUGUACAGGCUAUAUCAAGGAAAGCUUGGGUACCCACGGUUACUUCAAAGCUACUUUCGAUAAACGCAUCAAGGCGCAAGACACGAUUUCAAUGGCACUCCACAAGCGUGUUUGGCCUCGUUUGGCCCUACCGUGGUCUCCCCCGAAUAAAUAA